Trypanosoma conorhini is the source of this 1389-nucleotide messenger RNA. RefSeq lists its product as uncharacterized. The record is from RefSeq and is a predicted model, not a curated record. The coding region runs from base 1 to 1389 and encodes 462 amino acids. Lineage: Eukaryota; Euglenozoa; Kinetoplastea; Trypanosomatida; Trypanosomatidae. The transcript has a single exon.
AUGGCGCUCUCCUCUCUCUCGAAAGGGGUGGAGACCAUCGCGUUCGCAGAUUCCGCGCUCCCUGCGGCGAUGAGCUCGGAGCAGAUGCAAGAAAUCGUGACCAGCCUGGAACAGAUGACUAGCGCAGAGGGGCGGCCUUGUGCUUGCCACUUCUUUGGAAAAAAAUCCGUCUGCGCCCAAAUAAGCAGUUUUCUGGUUUCACGGGGAUGCCCAUCACACUUGCUUGUGGAGGGUGCCUUUGUCGCCGCUGGCGAGCACUCAGAGCUGGGGAAAAUGCUGCAGUGGUUCGCCAGCGCGGUGGUGGGGCUGUUUGUUGACGGUGUAAAGGGCGGAGUGACGUUCCCGCAGGCGUGGGAGGAGGCGAUGCGGGAGCGGCCCGCACUCGCCCCCCACACCUUCGAGUUGCAGGGGUUCGCUGCCUUGUUCUCCUUCCUGCUCUGCCAGCUGGCGGCGGUGGAGGGGACAAUGAGUAAGAGCGGGGCAAGUGGUGAGGUUGCCGCCGCGCAUUGCGUGUCGCCGCGCGACAGUCGCAAGAAGCUACAGAAGAGGAUUCCCCGCGAAAACGCCUCGGGGCUGCAUAACCUCGCGCAGGAGCGUACGGCAGGACGAGCCCUGGCCGCAGCUAGCAACAGUGACAACGGUGCCGUGACCAAAGGUGCAGCUAUCACGGCAACAACAAGGACGACGACGAUAAGAGCAUUAUUUGCUGGUGUGGGUCAACCCACCGCGUUGCCGCAGCGUCCAGCAGGAAAGACGUUAAAAAUGAAAAAUGUGCAGCCGUUGUGGAAUCCUGAGGGAGCCACGGGUUCCUUUGAAGCACUGAAGCCAAUCGUGCCGCCUCCUAGUUUGCAAUUGUCCACAAUUAACGCAGCUAAAGAGGAGCCUUUAGCAAACAUACUUCCACCAAUGCCGAUCCGACAACAGAUUGCUAACAGUGGAAUUAUUGGACCCGACCCUAGUGAGGGGUCGUUGUCCCAUUAUUCCAAGUGGCAGAGUGAAAACUUGGCGCAGAACGAUGUGAUAAUACCUCCUCUGGCUAUUCGAUCCAAAACUACGAGUGAUAAAGCUGGGGACGUGGAUGCAGAGGUGGACGCGGAUAGUGGGCCAUGCACUUUUCCCGGCUUACCCAACCCUCAGGGCGAUAGUUUACUCACGGAAGAAGCCCCCGCACUGGUGCGACGGCGGCGGCUGCUCUCCUCGGGUCGGCCCACUCCUUUAAGGGAGGAGGACAUUCAACAAAGGAUGCGGGCCCGAGAGCUGCGUAGAAAGUACGGGGUGAAAAAGAUAGUCAACUAUGCAGAGAGGGACCUAGAAGAUGUCAGGGAGCAGAUGGAGCGAAUGCGCGAGACACUAGAUGCGGAAUGCACUCCGAGUUCGGGUGCAACAUGA